Molecule: messenger RNA, 4693 nt
Organism: Podarcis muralis (Common wall lizard)
Lineage: Eukaryota; Metazoa; Chordata; Lepidosauria; Squamata; Lacertidae
Source: RefSeq, a predicted model, not a curated record
GGACCAACCAGAUGCCACCCUUAGGAUGCCAACAAACAGAACUUGAGGGUGGCAGCGGCAGCAGCAGCAAUUCUCCCUCUUGAGAUUUCCUGCGACUGGCAUUCAUAUGGAUACAUACGUGCAUACAAGUCAUCACGGCUGGUAGAGGAAAGAGAGAGAACAUGGUGAUGAGUUUCCGAGUCUCGGACCUCCAGAUGUUGCUCGGGUUCGUCGGCCGGAGCAAGAGCGGCUUGAAACACGAACUGGUGACCCGGGCCUUGCAGCUGGUCCAGUUUGACUGCAGCCCGGAACUCUUCAAGAAGAUCAAGGAGAUUUACGAGACGCGCUACGCCAAGCUCUCCGACGCAGGGCAGAUUCCGCAGCAACAGCAGCAGCAGCAGCAGGCGCCCCAGCACAGACCUCCCCAGGAAACCCUCUCCAUCCAUUCCUCCUACGACCGCAGCAGCAAUGCGGUGGCCAGGACUGCUCUCUCCACCGCCAACAUUGACUAUCCCUCCCUCUACGGGAAGUACUUAAACGGACUGGGGCGGUUACCCGUCAAACCGGCGAAGCCUGAGGUUCAGCUGGUGAAGCUCCCCUUCUACAGCAUUUUGGACGAACUCCUGAAGCCCACCGAGCUCGUCCCGCAGAACAACGAGAAGCUACAGGAGAGCCCGUGUGUCUUUGCCCUGACGCCGAGGCAAGUGGAGCUCAUCAGAAAUUCCAGGGAGCUGCAACCAGGUGUGAGAUCGGUCCAGGUAGUCCUCAGAAUCUGCUACACAGAUACCAGAUGCCCUCAGGAAGAUCAGUAUCCCCCAAACAUCGCUGUGAAAGUGAACCAUAGUUACUGUUCUGUCCCGGGCUAUUAUCCCUCCAACAAACCAGGUGUGGAGCCCAAGCGGCCUUGUCGUCCCAUCAACCUCACUCACCUCAUGUACCUGUCUUCCGCAACCAACCGCAUCACCGUCAUCUGGGGCAAUUACGGAAAGAGUUAUUCCGUGGGCCUCUUCCUCGUGAGACAGAUGACAUCGGCAGAGCUGCUCCAGAGGUUGAGAGUAAUCGGAAUUAAGCACCCAGAGCUGUGCAAAGCACUUGUUAAAGAGAAGCUUCGCCUGGAUCCAGAAAGCGAAAUCGCCACCACUGGUGUCCGAGUGUCUCUCAUAUGCCCGCUUGUGAAGAUGCGUCUGUCGGUGCCGUGUCGGGCCGAGACCUGCGCUCAUCUCCAGUGUUUCGACGCCGUUUUCUACCUGCAGAUGAAUGAGAAGAAGCCCACCUGGAUGUGCCCAGUUUGCGACAAACCGGCCACUUACGACCAACUGAUGAUCGAUGGGCUCUUGUCGAAGAUCUUGACGGAAUGCGAAGAUGCCGACGAGAUUGAAUACUUGGUGGACGGCUCCUGGUGCCCUAUCAAAGCGGAAAAGGAGAGGAGCUACAGCCCCCAGUGUCCAAUUUUAGUUGUGGGUGGGUCCACAGGUGGCACUUCGGAGGCCAAUGGUGUGCCGCCUCCCGCCCCCAGCGUGGAGAACGGCAAGGUCCCCGCCGACGUGGUGGACUUGACGCUGGACAGCUCGUCCUCCGAGGAAGAGGACGACGACGACGAAGAGGAGGACGAUGACGGCGGACCCGAAAAGGAAACUGCCCCGCCUAUACAAGAACGGCUUGGCAUCCGCCUGCUGACUGCAGGGGGCGCUCCGGGUCCUCCGCGUGGGAAAAGCUUGAAUACCUUGGUGCUUAUUCAGACGUGGGAAGAGGGGGCUUUCUCUCCCUUCCCCCUCUCCAUCUCGCCCUCUUGCAAAGCUGCCCCCCUGUGACUUCCCAGUUCCAAGUUAAUUUUUUUAAAAAAAGAAAGAAAGAAAAGAAAAAAAUUAAGAAGGCCUGCCGGGGGCGAGGGUGUGGCGGCGACGUUGGCGGAGCUCCUGCGUGGCUGGAAGACGAGCCAUCCUCUCUCUGGGGUCUUUUGCCAGCUCAGCUUGCACCGCCGCGAGAAGCAGGGCCGGGACGGCACACCCCUCUCUUGCAUGGAGGAGUCGUGUCGGGAAUUGGCCACUGGCUCUCCUCUCCUUCCUCGUGCCCCCAACCCCCGGCUCUCCUCUCUGCCCUCGUUGCUUCUUGGAUGACCUGGUGCCAGCUGCUCGGAGCAUGUCUGAGCGCCGGUGGGCAACCUGAACUCUUCUGGGCCUCCCAAAAGCGGCAUGUGUCUCUUCGGUCUUGCCUUGUUCGACAGCCAUUCCUGACUCCUCCUCAAUCUCUCUCUCUCUCUUUCCCUUUCUCUGACACGUGCGAGACCCCUCGCUGGACGUUUUAAGGGAGUGCUGUGUGUUUGUUGCCCUUCGCGCCGAUGCCCGGAGGCUCCUAGAACCAGCAGGUUUCCCUGGUCCCCCCCUCCACUGCCCCCCGUCCCAUGGGCACGUCAGGAAAGGGCUUUAGGAGGGGAGCCGGUGCAAAAUGGACCUAGACUUUGAAACCAAGAUGGUUUAGAGUUCCUUGGAGCAUUCUUGGGAGAGAACCUCAUGUAAAGAACUCUUUUUAGCUUCUCCUGAAAAUAAUGUAGAAUUCUUAACAUACUGAUUCCCUGUUACUCCCCACGCCCCCUUUUUUUAAGUUGAACAAAGCCAUUGGGGAGGUGGGAGGUGGGGAUGGGGUCGGAAUGCGGAAUGGGCUUGAACCACAAACCUGUCGUCUUUUCUUCCCCUUUCUUUUGAAGUGCAAUAACUUGGUGUGUUUUGGAAGGCGAAAGGGGCUGUGUGUCUCCCCGUCCCACCCUCUUUAAUCUCACCAGGGCUUUAGCUUGAGUCGGGUGUUUUGGGGAACAAAACAGCUUUUUUUGCCAGGGGGCGGGGGUGGGCUAGGAGUGGACGGGCCGGCGGGUUUGGGGGGGGCGCAAUGGCCCUUUCCAGAACAGAAAUGCCAGGUGGAGGAACUUUUUAUUAUUAUUAUUAUUAUUGUUGUUGUUUCUACCCAACUACCUCGGUUUUAAGACAAACAAACAGAAAUUCAGGUGUAGCUCAGUCAUGAAGUGGUGGUGGGCAGCAUGCAGGUGACUGUUGUCUUUUUAAAAAUUGCCUAUGGACUUCCAGCUGCUUUGAUACGUCUCCCCCUCUGUCCCCCCAAAGCGCACGCCCUCGUGUAUCCGUGAACUCUUUUUAAAUAUUGCCCCCUUCUGCUCUGCCUGGCCUCGGAUCGCUUGCCUACGUCUGCUCUUGACUUUCACUGCUGGCAAGCGGGGAAAUGCUCGCCCCUCAUAUCACACACACACACACACACACACACACACACACACACACCCUCUGCCCAGGAGCUGGUGCACUACUAGUAACCCCAUGCAGAUGACCAAGGAAAAGUGUGUCUGUUGGUUUCGUGCAUUUACACUAGGCCAAGACUGUGCAAGGUGGGCUUUUGUUGCACACACUGAAAACUGAAUUGGCCUCGCAUUUUAUUUCGGUGGGUCGGGGGAGUUUGUCCUGUUUCCUUUGCCCUACCUCCCCCCCCUUCCUGCCAGUCCCACCUGUUGUCCGUCCGCCAGCCCAGCAGACCUGGAACGUGGGGUGCUUUUGCUGUUUCCCCCCCCCAAAAAAAACAAAAACAAAACCAUGAUGUGUGUUCCAGGCACCUCCACCUUCUGCUCUCUCCCCUGAAGCUGGAGGGAACAGCACCGUCGUCCUUUUUUUAAAAAACCAGACCAGUGGUGCUUUUCUUGAGCGUUGCGUUUUCAAAAAAAAAAGAGCAAUGCCUCUUCCAAAGGACUGUGCCCCCGGGAGGUGUUGCCAAACAGAGAAAUGGCAACUCCUUGACUCCAGGCCGAGAGUGCGUUUCUUGUCUCUCUUUUCCAGGCUGCGCGUGGCAUGGGCGAAAGAAAGCCCUCUCCAGGGUGUUUUAAAGAAAAGCCAGUUCAAGUGUAUUUUAUAGAAGCCCCUAGACCUAAACGGUUGCUGUAUAGGACCUCACUCAAGGAGAAGCAAAGCGCUUAGGAGUUCAGCUGGGUCGUGGCAAGUAGUUCUUGUCAGCGGCUUUUCUCUCCCCCUGAACAUCCCACCCCACUGAUGAUGAUGCCUGGUGAAGGGCUCUUGAAGAACCCCUGGGAUAAACAGCACUCGGCGGGGGCGAAGCCCUGCCCCAGUCCCUUGGAGAAGCCGAUGUGGAGAAAAGAUGGCUGCAGGAAGGGAGGUGUGGCAAGUCAUGCAAACUUCCUGGCUCUUCCAGUCCCCCCCCCCGCUCUCCUCCCCCAUAUUACCAUAUAUAUAUAUCCCCCCCGCACCCGGUCAAACAUCUCAAACUGAAGCAAUACGUUGGCAGUUUUUAAAACGCGCACACCCGAGACCUCCAGAUCCACUGAGGGUUUGCAAAGGUCUUUCCUUGUACAGAUGAUGGUCGCUUGCCUCCUCAGCCACUCAGUAGUUCGUCCCACUCCUCUCCCUCAGGAUUAUAAUUUGUGUGCUUAACCUUCUUUGGCUCCCCAUCCCAGACACUGUCCAUUGAGACUUCGCAUCCUUCCUUCCUUCCUUCCUGAUUUCCAUUCUGUACAUAUGUUUUUUGCUUAACAUCCCUGUCCUGGUCCCCCCUUUUUCUGUUUGUUUGUGUGUGUGUGUGUGUGUGUGUGUGUGUGUGUGUGUAAAGAAAAGAAAUCAUUAUUUUUUUCUUUCCUUCAAUACACAUUCUUCAGAAUUCAAAAGUAUAGUGUUUGUUAAAUAAAAUGAAUUGAAAGAUUUCACUUUAA